Molecule: messenger RNA, 2382 nt
Organism: Hemibagrus wyckioides
Lineage: Eukaryota; Metazoa; Chordata; Actinopteri; Siluriformes; Bagridae
Product: cytochrome P450 4B1-like
Exons: 12
Coding region: 219-1778 (519 amino acids)
Molecular function (GO): heme binding; oxidoreductase activity, acting on paired donors, with incorporation or reduction of molecular oxygen; iron ion binding
Source: RefSeq, a predicted model, not a curated record
UAUUCAGAGGGAAAAGCUAAAAACUCUGGAAAGAAAGAGAGAAAAGCAGAUCUGCUUCCAAUCUAAGCUACGGAGGUCGGCUUGGGUAAACAACUGUUGCGCUGCAGUCUCUCUCUCUCUCUCUCUCUCUCUCUCUCUUCGGCACACACGCACGGAGGGGAAGGACGCUCACACACUAACAACAACAGCAGGGUGUUGGUAGGGGAAAAGAGUUCAGUAUGGGGCUCUUUAACUAUGUCGCGAAACUAACACCGUUUAACAUGGAAGCGUUUCGCUUCUAUCAUGUCUUCGCAGUCGUGUGCAUUAUCUACAUUUCAGCAGUACUGAUUAAAUGGUCGAUUAAGAGAAACCGCUGGAUACGUGCCCUAGAGCAGUUUCCUGGACCUCCUGGUCACUGGCUUCUUGGACACGUUCCAGAGUUCAAGGGAGAUGGAACAGAUAUGGGGAAGAUACCCAAAUGGGGAGAACAAUAUCCAUUUGCCUUCCCAAUGCAGUUUAGCCCAGAUAUUUUAUUUCUUUUUGUCCAUCAUCCAUCUUAUGUCAAGCCCAUACUGGCAACAACAGGACCAAAGGAUGACUUUGGAUAUAGAUUUCUCAUUCCUUGGAUAGGACAAGGUUUACUUGUUACUGAUGGACAGAAAUGGUUUCGCCACAGACGACUUCUCACACCAGGCUUCCAUUAUGAUAUCUUGAAGCCUUACGUGAACAUAAUGGCAGAUUCAGCAAAGGUUAUGCUGGACAAGUGGGAAGCGUAUGCAAAAACAGGGCAGACUUUUGAACUUUUUCAGCAUGUUAGUCUGAUGACAUUGGACAGCAUAAUGAAGUGCGCAUUUAGCUGCCAAAGCAACUGUCAGACUGAGAGCAGGACAAACCCAUACAUAAAGGCAGUGUAUGAACUGUGCUACCUGGUGAACCUACGAUUUCGUGUCUUUCCAUAUCACAAUGACAUCAUCUUUCACCUGAGUCCACAUGGCUACAGAUACAGAAGAGCAUGCAAAAUUGCACACACCCAUACAGAGGAAGUCAUAAGACAGAGAAGAGAAAUUUUAAAUAAUAAUAAGAAAAACCAGGAUGAUGCUCAGAAGAAGAGAUAUUUAGACUUUCUUGAUAUUCUUUUAUGUGCUCAAGAUGAGCAGCAGCAGGGCUUGUCAGAUGAAGCCAUCCGAGCAGAGGUAGACACUUUUAUGUUUGGGGGACAUGAUACUACUGGCAGUGCCAUCUCCUGGAUAUUCUACAACAUGGCCUGCAAUCCUGAGCAUCAGCAGAAGUGCAGAGAGGAGAUACAGCAAGUGCUAAUGGGAAAGGAUACUAUCCAGUGGGAGGACCUCAGUAAAAUACCAUACACCACAAUGUGCAUUAAGGAAUCUCUGCGCAUAUGUCCUCCUGUUCCGUUAAUGGGACGAAAGUUGUCACAGCCAAUGACUUUUUUUGAUGGAAGAACAGCUCCUGCAGGUUGUGUUAUUGGAAUCAGUAUAUAUGGAAUUCAUCACAACCCUACAGUUUGGGAGAAUCCAAAGGUGUUUGAUCCCCUGAGAUUUCUGCCAGAAAACACUGCUAAGAGAUCCCCCCAUGCCUUUGUGCCUUUCUCAGCUGGACCGAGAAACUGCAUUGGCCAGAACUUUGCUAUGAAUGAGAUGAAAGUGGUCGUGGCUCUGACGCUGAGGAAGUAUGUUCUCAUCAAAGAUCCAGACCAUACUCCAGAGAUGGUCCCUCGAAUAGUGCUCAGAUCUCUCAAUGGUAUACACCUCAAGAUCAAAUUAGUGGAACAUGAACUUUAAGAAGAUACAAAGAGUACAUAAUACAUUUUUAAACAACAUUUUUAAAUUCCUAAAGCGCAUGUAAAAACCUUGGUAUACAAAUACAAUAUUAAUGAGUAUAAAUAUUAAGCAAUGGUAAAGAUUCUGAUGACUUAAAUUUAAUGUAAUAGUCUAUUUAAUGAGAAAGAUGUAUAAAAAUCAUUGUUUAUCAUUUCUAAUUUCUUUUUGAAAGCACUUGUCUGCAUUAUCAGUGUGUGUAUUGCAAUUUUAAUACAUGGAUGUAAAAUACGGAACAUGUUUUGUUUUAUGCUGCACAUGAGAGACAAAGAUAACAUUCACAAGAUAACAUUCACUGUGUUUUGGUAUAAAAGCAAAAACAUGUACUAGAAAAUAUUACACGUUUCGGCAAAUCUGCCAUCUAGAGACUAAAGUCGAGCAUUACAGCCAUGUCAUCUCAUACUCUGAAUGGGUUUGAGUUUCUAUAUUUUUCCAAGGAGUCCUUUUUUUACAACUUGGUGAGCAGAAAACCAUCUUAGAAAGCACAACACGUCAAACUGAGAGGUGGAUGGACUACAACAGAAGAUGGUCAAGAUGUCCAACCCUGUCAGCUAAGUUUUCGGAUUUG